This is a messenger RNA of Aspergillus thermomutatus, 663 nucleotides long. RefSeq names its product aminoacyl-tRNA hydrolase PTH2. The coding region runs from base 1 to 663 and encodes 220 amino acids. The record is from RefSeq and is a predicted model, not a curated record. Gene Ontology annotation, molecular function: peptidyl-tRNA hydrolase activity. Gene Ontology annotation, cellular component: cytosol; mitochondrion. The transcript is spliced from 2 exons. Lineage: Eukaryota; Fungi; Ascomycota; Eurotiomycetes; Eurotiales; Aspergillaceae.
AUGGCUGAGUUAGAUCGCAUUCCUCCUUCAACCACAGCAUACGUGAUAGCUACAGCUAUCGUCGCUGGCAUCACCGGUUACUUUAUUGGACAGGGCGCCUCAUUGGGACUAUUUUCCUCGGCCAAAGAGAAGGAAGGCUGGCCCAACAGCUACAAUGUGAAGGUCCCGCAGCAUUCCUCCGACGAAGAGGAUGAAGACUACGAAGACUACGAAGAUGAUAGCGAGGAGGAAGGCGAUGGAGGCGAGCUGGCAAAUUUCGACAAUAACACCGAGGAAGUGAAGCUUGUGCUCGUUGUGAGGACGGAUCUGGGCAUGACCAAGGGUAAAUCCUUCCAUUGUGCUCCCCUGCCUAGGCUGGUUUUCAAGAUUCAGCGCUGCUCGCAUGCAACGCUCGCCUGCUACAAAUACCUCAUUGCGCAUAACCCGCAAUCACCUAUCCUGCGGAGAUGGGAACGACAGGGACAAGCGAAGAUCGCCUUGCAGACAAAGUCCGAGGAGGAAUUACAGUUGCUGCAAGCGCAGGCGAUCAGCUUGGGUCUCUGCGCUCGCGUGAUCCAGGAUGCUGGACGGACACAGAUCGCCAGCGGAAGCAGGACGGUACUCGGAGUUUUGGGGCCCAGAAGCGUGGUGGAUCAAGUAACAGGACAUCUGAAGCUUUUGUAA